This is a messenger RNA of Trichosporon asahii var. asahii CBS 2479, 1044 nucleotides long. RefSeq lists its product as uncharacterized. Bases 1 to 1044 code for a protein of 347 amino acids. The record is from RefSeq and is a predicted model, not a curated record. Lineage: Eukaryota; Fungi; Basidiomycota; Tremellomycetes; Trichosporonales; Trichosporonaceae. The transcript has 3 exons.
AUGGAGAGAAGCGCGAGUGCGGCAGAACGACAAGCCAGCGCAAGUGAGCGCUCCGCCGAGCUCCUCGACCGCAUCGCCCAAGGCAACGCUAGCACCUUCACCCCGCAUGCGGCGUCGACACCGUCGCCCGCCGCGAGUAGAGAGGACGCGUCGGCUGUACUCCAAGCCACCUCUUCCUCUCCAUCUUCGUCAACGUUACUGUGCCCAGCCGCCACGGCAAGUGAUUCCCAGAAAGACCCGGUGCUCGACAGCGCUCGCGCCUCUGUGACCGCCGAUGCGGUCUCUGGACCGUCGACGACAAUGUUCGACGACUCGUCUAAUUCCUCAACGGCGGCCAAGUCUACUCCCUUGCCUUCUGAAGCAGCGAUAUAUCCCUCCUUCCUCACGGGAGAAGGGGGGCCCUCCUCCACUCGCCACUCCACAUCCGCCCGCGCAUCAACCAUGGCGGCUCAGGGGAAGGAAGAGGCGCCCCGGAAGACAGCCUCGAUGUCGAAUCUCAGUGGCAAAGUAACGAACGCCACCUUGCCAAGCCCGGCCCUCGGUUCUGCGACCCACCCCGACCCCUCGCCCGCCACCACUCCGGAGCUAGGCUCCGCUCCGUCGCCGAGCGUGACGAGGGCGCACUUCGCUCGCAUGGCAGAGCUGUUUGCCGAGGGCGGGAAAAGAUUCAACGCCCCCCUCAAGGGUACCCUUGUCACCGUUCUGCACAACACGACAGCAGCCCAGAGAAUUGCCGCCAAGAUUGGGGCGACGGACGUCGACUCCCGCAACAUCAACUUCCCUCUCCCCAACUCUCUGUUCAAAAAUGGAACCAUUCUCCGAGGUUCAUCCCUGUCCCUUCAACUGGAAUUCGUAGACCCCAUCUCGGACCCUGACGAACGGUACGCUCCCGACAACAUCAUUGGAGUUGUCCGCGACCCGAACAGCUGCAAGGUCCUAUCUCGGUACACCAGAGCGGAUCUGAGAACCUCUUCUGCCGUGUCGACGUGGAACUUGACUUGCGUUUGGAUGAGCAGCACGGUACAAGACCACGAGCUGCUUUGA